ACAAUAGCAAGACGAAAAUUAAGAGGGGCACACGACACACACAGGCAGCCCUACAAGUGGAGCUUUGGAGGGAGGGAGGCCUGGCCUCGUAGUUUCGGUGCCAGUGGUGAAAAGUGGCAGCUCUGCCCACAUUCCUACACCACCGCCCACCGCGGGGCCACCGUCUCCAUGGCACCACUUCUCCAUCUCCAAUCCAACUGCCCUUGCGAUGCUCUGCCUGCUGCACAUUUUCCUCCCACUACUACACUUUAUUAAUCACACAGACCGAAUCCCACGCCUUCUCUUUCCUUCCCCUUCGUUCUCUCCCUGCUGCUCUGCUCCUGCCGCCUGGCUGCCGUGCCGCCGCUGAUCCCUCUCCCUCUCUUCCCCCUCAAAGCCCCAAUUGCCGGGUGCUCCUCUUCCACCCCCAUUGCCGACUGCUUCCCGCCAGAGAGUGGGGAAGGGAGGGGGGUGAGAAGGGAGAUGGCUUCUUGGAUAGGGAGUGGGUAAGAAUCACACGAUGCAGUUACCUCCACCUUUCUCUCUUCUCCUUUUGCGGGCAUAUUCUUCACCUCCGCCUGCCUAGAUCCUUCUUUCUUUGGCCCGGCUUAGCUUCCAGUCUCACCAACAGUUCUGACCUCGGAGCAUCUAUCAAUCGGCCCACUCCACUCUCUGGUAAGGCAACCAGCCACGCCACGGCACCCUUUUUGUUCGAGAAUCUGCUUGCCCGCGUCGCCGUCGUGGCUUUGUUCCUCCUCGCGACUGAUUCGUCGGCCUGAGUCGUCACUUUUUGUCUAAUUGGUUUCAGCGCCGGUUCCAUCGGGUUUUGAUGCAAGAGUAGAGGAGUUGUUGCUAGGUUGUUGUGACUGGUUGUUGGAGAGCAGGAGCCAGAUUGAGGAGAAUUUCAGCCAAUUUUAGCGGAACCGUAAAACCCAUCCCGAGAAUUUUUCCUGCGCCUCCUACGGUUAGGAGCUGUGGCUGGACAGUGCCUGCCUACGCUCUGGAGUUUUAGUGCAGUUUUACAAGUUUUCAGUCAAUUUUGAUCAAGCUCAGGGGAAGUACCAAUUUGGGAGUGCUAGCUGCUGCUGCAGCAGCAGCUGCGGGUUCCUUGGUGGCAGAUGGGUUGCUCCAACUCUAAAGUGGACAAUGAGGAGCCUGUGAGGCGCUCCAAGGACAGGAGGCAGCUCAUGAAGCAGCUGGUGCGCCGCCGCCCUGAGCUUGCAGCUGUGCACAUUGCGUACCUGCACGCCCUCCGUAACACAGGAGCCACUCUCCGGCAAUUUGUGGAGCUGGAGUCUGCAUUGUCACAGCAGCCUCCCGUAGACCUUGUGGUGCCGCCCUCGCCUACUCCACAGCCUCCUCCUCCUCCUCCUCCUGAACUCUCGGUGACAUCCUCAUUGCCACCCUCGCCAUGCCCCCCGCCGCCUGUCCCUUUUAGUCCAGUAACAACCAUAAGAAAGAUGGAGAAGAGGGAUGGUGAGCUCCCACCACCACCACCACCUCUGGUUUUGAGUCCGAUAAGAUUAAGGAAGAUGGAGGAUGAGUUCCAUGGGGGUGAUUUUACUGAUGAUGACGACACUGACAGCUGCUCGACUCCUCUACCACCACCCCUGCCACCCGGCAUAGAUUGGGAGGACUUGGAUCCCUACAAUGUGUGCCCCUUGAGUUUCCCAUCUCCAUUUGCUGAUAGGAAUGAUAAAGAAGUGGCCUCGCAUGUGACCAUGGACAAUGAUCCUGAAGUAGACACAGAAUUUUAUGGAGAGGAGGAUGAAAGCAUGCUUGGCAAUAAUGAUGUCAUUGUGGAUAGGGUCCAUGUGAAUCCAGCCAAGGGUAGGGCUCUGGGUGAUGGCAACUCUUCAACGGUGAGCUGGGUGACAAAGGAUUCAGACUCUAUGGCGGUGCCUUGGAGGAGUAAGAAGUCGCUUGUAGAGAUUGUUAAGGAGAUUGAUGAGUACUUCUUGAAAGCAGCAGCAAGUGGGAAUGACGUUGUGAUUUUUUUGGACUCUGCUGGUGGACGGCCUGAUGCCUUAGAGGUAGAGGCAAAGAAAGGUGCAGGAAAAAAUUCUAAACCUGCGAAGGUUUUCUCCACGCUUUCUUGGAGCUGGUCUUUUAAAUCUCAGCAGGCUAGCAGAGAAGCCUCAGUUCUGAAUUCUAGUGCUUCUGGAUAUGGUUACCAUGGCAAGACACUGGAGAAGCUUUAUGACGAGGAACAAAAACUCUACAAGUUAAUCAAGGAUGAAGAAUUUGCAAGGCUCCAGUAUAAGAAACAUGUCUCAGUGCUACAAAAGCUGGAAUCAGGAGGGCAUGAUAGACUGCAUGCCGAAAGACUUCGGGAUUCUAUUGAAGAACUGCAAACUCGGAUAAUCUCAUUGGAAGAAGCUGUGAGUUUGGCAUGUUUUUCCAUAUCAAAUCUCAGAGACGAGGAAUUAUAUCCUCAGAUCAUUGAAUUAUCUGCAGGGCUUGUGCAUAUGUGGAAAAACAUGCACGAGUGCCAUCAGGUCCAGAACCAUAUUGCCCAGCAAGUUAGUCUCCUUGGCAACAGACCUGGGAGUGAACCAACAAGUGACACUCAUCGCCAGGCAACAUCUCAGCUGGAAAUUGAGGUGUCUGGAUGGCACACUGCCUUCUGCAAUCUUAUCACAUCGCAGCGUGAAUACGUUAGCAUCCUUAGCCAAUGGAUUGGUCUCACAGACUGCCUUCCGGAUGAUGGUGGCUUAAUGAGAAGUUCAUCUGGAAUCCUUAGCCUCUCUGAGGAACUCCAGCGUGCUCUUGACAGGCUACCAGAGAAGGUAGCAGCUGAAGCGAUAAAGACCUUUAUGUCAGUCAUACACUCUAUAGUUGUACAGCAAAGUGAAGAGCGCCAACUAAAGAAGAAGUCAGAUAACAUGGAUAGCAAGUUCCAGACCCAGUUAGAGAAACACAGUGAAAAUACAAUGCAAAACUCGGCCCAGCCUCCAAAUAAGAAUAACUAUUCAGCAUCAAAGAAUGGAACGAAACUGGAUGCAUUUAUAAAGCAGGUCGAGGAGGAGAAAGCCAGAUACCUAACCUCUGUGAGGGUAAGCCGAGCCAUGACACUGAACAGUCUGCAGACAAGCCUUCGAAAUGUGUUCCAUGCUCUGGAGGGAUUCUCAGGAGUGUGCGUACAGGCAUUUGAAGGUAUCAGCAGAUGCAGUGAAGUUGCUGUUAUUCACUCGGGAGCAGCUUCACCUGCUAUUUCCUCGUGACCUUGCUUCAAUGACUGUGAUUAUUCAUUGUAAGUAGGCAAAGGAUAAACUGGUUCCACGUGAAUACCCUUCGCUUCUAAUUUUCAGAACUUUGAAUAGCUUUCGGGGGAUUAUGUGAAGUCAAUAUAGGCAUAAUAGUCUUGAAUACAUCACAAUGUCUCAACUUACAUUUUGGUUCUUAUUGCAUGGGAUGUACUGCUCUGUACAUAAUCAUUUACAUUUUGACCGAACCAGUAUUUUUCUCCCUUCACAUUAUAUCUAUACAUAAUUGUUUUGAUUC
Molecule: messenger RNA, 3483 nt
Organism: Zea mays
Lineage: Eukaryota; Viridiplantae; Streptophyta; Magnoliopsida; Poales; Poaceae
Product: DUF630 family protein
Exons: 5
Coding region: 1098-3203 (701 amino acids)
Source: RefSeq, a predicted model, not a curated record